GUUUGUAGCAAACAUUUCUCUGAAGAUGAUUAUAUAGUAACAAGGAUGCCAAAUAAUCGAAUGAGACAUAUGCUGAAGCUCAAUGCUGUGCCCAAAUUUCAGGAGCCAGAGGGAACAGAAGGAGAGUCCAUGGAAGGUGUUCCAGAGCCGGGAACGUCGGGAGCGUUGGGAACGUCGGGAACGUCGGGAACGUCGGGGAGCGUCGGGAGCGUCGGGAGCGUCAGUGGAUGUUGGAGAACCAGAGCUUGUUCCCACAGCUUCUCCUAGACUUUCUGAACACGGAGAGGAGGACAACUUUGCUGCCUCUGAAAAUGAACCGGAAAGUAAAGAAACUGAACCUAAAGAAGGCGAGGCGGCUUCAGAGACGACUCUCUCUCCAGAAGAGACAAUCAGCACAGUUUUGGUUGACGGCGGUGAACAAGGCGGCACUUUGGAGUCUGAGAGAGAGCCGAAAGCUGAGGAGGAGUCCGAGCUGAACGAGCCAGAAGUCGACACUAAGGAGGACACCAGCGAGCAGCAGGUGAAUAAAUCGAGGCUCUCUUCAGCGGACGACCUCGAUGAGAUGAUGGACAUUGGUACGGUGGACCAGGUGGAGCAGGAGGCUCAGAUGAAAGAGGAGCAGCAGGAAAACUCGAUGGACGUGGAGUGCAGUCGAUCACCUACCACUUCAACUACAGCCUCAGUGGCGGAGGACAGUAACUCUGUUGGGGAGGAAACGGAUGUGAAACCAACUGUAUUACCAGCACCUGCAGAGGAGGACAUGAAAGUGUGUUUGGACGUGAUGCAGUCCGGCUCGUCUCCGUCGUCUGAGGCCACGGCCAGUACAGGAAGGGACAGUUCAUCGCCAGCUACUGUAAUGAACGGGAUGAAAGUAGUGAAGCUGUCAAUACCAACAUUUGACAAUGAAAUCAUACAAUCUGAUGCUCAGCCAAUGAAGUCGUCUCCUUCCCCUCCCAUGGUGACUGUGAAGGAUGAGCCGAUAGACGAAGAGUAUGAACAAGCUCUAAUAUCCUCGACACCGACAGCAAGCGUGAAAGAUGAGCCCAACACUGCAAAGGAGGACUUGAGGAUCGGUUCGGUCUACUCUGUGACCACAGCUGCUGAAUCGCCGUCGCUCCCCACCAUCUACCCCUUCCUGGAGAUGUACUGUUCAUACUGCAGGAAGAGCUUGAAGAAAGGACAGACGGCGUUCCAGAGGAAGGGCUCCCCGGCGCUCUUCUGCUCCACCUCCUGCCUCACUACGUCGCUCCCCUCGGCUAAAGGAUCCCCUAAGGUCUGCCACAACUGCCAGAAGUUGAUAUUUCGGCCUCAGGACAUCAUUCUGGCUCCAGAUGCUAAAGGAGGCAUGAAGGAUUUCUGCAGCCAAAGCUGCCUGACCAACUUCAACUUCAGGAAAUCUGCCGCCGCCAAAAAAUCACAGCCACUGCAGCCGCUACCGCCACCGUCACUCUGCAGCAUGUGCACCAGAUACUGUGUUACCAAACAUGAGGUGAUCCUGGGCGGUUCUGUCCACAAGAUCUGCAGCGACGCCUGCUUUAACCGUUUCCGCACCGUGAACAACCUUUCCAUGGCCGGCUGUGCGAACUGCGGCUCCUUCUCCCUCAACAAACCGCUCAUGCUGAAGAUGGAAGACUGCAACAAAACUCUGUGCAAUGCAGAGUGUCUGGCAAAGUACAAAGAGAAAACCAAGAUAAACCAGCCCUGUACGAUGUGUCGCACGACCCGUCUGCUGGUAGAAAUGGUUGACAACAAAAACAACGACGACUCUGUGAGCCUCUUCUGUAGCAGCAGCUGUGUGAUGGCCUUCAUGGUGCAGACUGUCAGCGUAUCAGGUGCUCGGAUGAAUUGUGAUAAUUGUGGGAAAAACACCGUACCGUCCUAUCAUCUGGCCAUGUCAGACACCUCCAUCAGGAACUUCUGCACUCUGCCUUGCGUCAUGUCCUUUCAGGAAAAGUUCAAGAAGUCCCAGAAACAGGUGAAUGUUUUUACCAAGCUGCCCAUUGGAUCCACUCCAAUCCAGACCGCCACUCCUCCCCAAACUGUGCCAGACUCUCCUAAAGGACCACUGAAACUGAACUGCGCCCAGUGUUCCCGCAACAUAGCUUUUAAACCCGACCUUCUCCAGAUCAAGGAUAAGUUGGUUUUCGUGUGUAGUAUGGACUGCGCUUACGAGUACAAGAAGGACAACUUUGUGACAAGCCUGUGUGAAUACUGUAAGAUCGAAAAGAUCACCAGGGACGCCAAGAGAAUUAACAACAGAGACUGCUUCUUCUGCAGCGACGGCUGUAAGCUCCUCUACAGACACGACCUGACUAAAAACUGGGGGAAACACUGUCAGUCCUGCGUCUACUGCCACAGUGUGUCCAAGAAGCUGGUGACGGCUCAGUACGGAGGCUCGACGGAGGAGUUCUGCUCCGAGGACUGCCGGUCCAAGUACACCAUGCUCUUCUGCCAUGUGGCAAAGUGUGACACGUGUGGCCGCAAAGGGAAACUGAAGCAGAGUCUUCCCAUGCUGGGGGAAGUCAAACACUUCUGUGACCUGAGUUGUCUUCUGCAGUUCUGCUGUGAUAAAGUGGCCACGCAGGGAGAGAUCUACAGAGGUAAAGGCGAGGCCACGCCUAUCAUCGCCAACGUCAUCUCACUCGCAGGCUCUCCUACAGGGAAGUCCGACAAAACCGCCCAGCAAAGUACACAACAGCACACAAAAGCAGUCACUCGCCUUCAAUCAAAGAAAUCUGGACAUAUCAGCAUUCAGACAGAUUCAGUGAAAGUUAAUCCUCCUCCACCUGGACAAAAAAUCCUCAAGAACAAAGCUCUGCUCUGCAGACCGCUGGUGCAGAACAAAGGGGUCUCCUGUCGAACACAGACGGUCGAUGUCGAAGCACAGACAGAUGACCUCUUCCCAAAACUCAUGGUGGUUCCUGUCCCAGUGCCGGUUUAUGUUCCUGUACCCAUGAACAUGUACAGCCAGUGUACCCCCAAACCUGUGGGCCUGCCUUUACCACUGCCUGUACCCAUGUUCCUUCCUGUGACGAUGGACAGCGCCGAACGCAUCGUGGAAACCAUCCAGGAGAUCAAGGAAAAGAUCCCAUCCGACCCCUACGAGGCCGAGCUCAUCCUCAUGGCCGAGAUGGUCGCGGAAGAAGACGAGACGAAAGACAAAGAGGAGACACCAAAGGAGAAGGUGGUGGAGAAAGAGAAAGAGAAACAGGAAGCAGCUGCUCCAGAAGACCAGGCCAGUCACUACAGCGACGACUUGGACACAGACGAAUUGGCCAGUUUCCUCAACAACUGGGAGGAUGCCUCCUCUGAAGCAGGUGUCAAGUCUCCCAGUCGAUCGUACACCCAGGAGAAGCUCAACCCGGUUCUAGACAUUCCUGUGGGUAUGACCAUUGAGCCUGACUCCGAACCCCCACCUCCUGCUCCGCCUCCCAUGGACAUCGAAGCUGACUUCACUGUCGAAACUCUGGAGAGGAUGGCCCGGUUGCGAGAGCAGUCCCGGCGAUCCCCGAGCCCUCCGCCAAAUGCUUCACGACGACGACAAGCUCAUAGGAAAGCCCGAGAAAAGAGGGGUCGUAAGUCACAGCGGUCGUCUAAAGGAGCUGAGGCGUCAACCCGAAAAGGCGCCUCCAACAAGGCCAAGGGUCCCGACGUCCAAAAACUGAAGAGUCAGUACGGAGUCGACGCCUGGAAGCGAUGGAUCCAGUGGAGGCAAACUCAGCCCAACCUGGAGAAGCCUCGCUUUGGCUCUCGUCCCAUGGAGCUGAAGGAGGACGUCCUUCGCUGCACCACUGCUGAGCUGAGCUACGGUCUCUGCUGCUUCAUCAGUGAGGUCAAACGACCCAACGGAGAACCGUACUCCCCCGACAGCCUGUUCUACCUCUGCCUCGGCAUUCAACAGUACCUGUUUGCUAACGGUCGCGUGGAGAACAUAUUCAUGGAUCGGUUCUACAACAAGUUCUCCACUGAGUUCACUAACAUGCUGAGAGGUUUCAAACCUUCAGUCACAGCAAACGGUUACAUCCAUUCCCGUGUGGAGGAGGAGUUUCUGUGGGACUGUAAACAGCUGGGGGCGUACUCCCCCAUCGUCCUCCUCAACACUCUGCUCUUCUUCUGCUGCAAGUACUUUGGCUUCACCACGGUGGAGCAGCACCGCCAGCUUUCCUUCGCCCACGUCAUGCGCUGCACCAAAACCAACCCGAACAACACCAAGACCACUUUCCUGCGCUUCUACCCACCAAUAUCCAUAAAUGACCCCGAAUCAGAUCCAGAGGUUCCAGCGAAGAAGCGUAAGGAGGAGGAAAGUAAAGAGGAUAUCCUGGAGAUGAUGGAGAACACAGAGAACCCUCUCCGCUGUCCAGUCCGACUCUAUGAGUUUUACCUCUCCAAGUGCUCGGAGUCAGUUAAGCAGCGCACCAACCUGUUCUACCUUCACCCCGAGCGCUGCUGCGUCCCCAACAGCCCCCUGUGGUUCUCCUCCACCCCUCUGGACGACAGCACCAUGGAAGCCAUGCUCAUCCGCAUCCUCACCGUCCGAGAGCUGCAUCUAAGAGCGAGGAACGAUGGAGGGACGGAGGAGAAGAUGUCCAAUGAUCCACCAUUUGUACCUGACGAGGAAGAUGGAGAUUCGGAUUGAUGAAGAGCAGAAGUGACCUUUUAUUGGUGCAGUGGCUUGUGGUGUAAAUAUUUGUAGAUAAACUGUUCAUUUAAACAUUGCCCAAUAAAAGAACAGAACGAGUCUGUCACAUGCGUAACUACAAUGUGCAGAACUGCGAAUAAAGUCAUACUUCCUAAAACACAUGUUGUGUAGGUGGGACUACAAGACUGAGCUCAACAUUCAGACUGUUAACUGCUGCUCAGCAGGACACAUAGCUGUCCCUCUGUGUUUUGUCUGCUGAAUGGUUGCCUCUAAUGGAUAAUGCUACUUUUUUUCUUCCACAUUAUGAUUCCUUUAAAUUGGACUUUUUCCUGUCGUCGUUUAAAAGAGCUAAAAUUAAAAACUUUUGAUUUCUGUCGGUGUCAGUGAGUAAACGUCCAAAAGAUAAACUGAAAACAGCUUUCUCUGAUGUAGAUGUUAACCAUCAACUAUCAUAUUAAGUGAAAAAUCUGCGGCAAAGUUUGAUUUUCAAGAAAUCAUCACUGAGUGCAAUUACAUGGGCAUGAAUUACGUGUUCAUGUUUAUGAUAAUAUUCGGGAUAUGGUGUUUACAUGAGCACAGAGAAACUGGGUUUUCCAUUUUCCCUGUAUACAUCCCAGUUUCUGAAUCAGUUUCUAGCAUAUUUGUUUUUCCCAUACACAGAAUAUGGUAUUAUAAAGUUAAAACACAUAAAAGGGAUACCCCAAAAACCCAAUCAUUAACAGGUUAUUCAUGUCUAUGUAAAUGUGCUCAAUGUCAUUUUUUGGUGUCAACGAGCACAUGAUUCCAGACCCAAUAUUUUUGCAGUUUUUAUACCCCUGAGGAUUGUUUGAAAAUCAUUCUUGGAAAUUUAGGAAAUUAAUUUCUUGACAAAAUAAUUCCUGGAACUAAUAAGAAAUUACAUACCAAAGUGUGUUAUGACUGAUUUUUUUUUUCUUUUAUAUCUAAUAAUAUAAUAGAUGUUCCA
Molecule: messenger RNA, 5603 nt
Organism: Plectropomus leopardus (leopard coralgrouper)
Lineage: Eukaryota; Metazoa; Chordata; Actinopteri; Perciformes; Serranidae
Product: zinc finger MYM-type protein 4
Molecular function (GO): zinc ion binding
Source: RefSeq, a predicted model, not a curated record